Trichosporon asahii var. asahii CBS 2479 is the source of this 2289-nucleotide messenger RNA. Its product is annotated as aminotransferase, class V. The record is from RefSeq and is a predicted model, not a curated record. The coding region runs from base 1 to 2289 and encodes 762 amino acids. NCBI's taxonomy places the organism in Eukaryota, Fungi, Basidiomycota, Tremellomycetes, Trichosporonales, Trichosporonaceae. The transcript is spliced from 2 exons.
AUGUUCUCUCGAUCCCGGAAAGAGAAGAGCGAGUCCCCGCUGAUCGCCUCGAUCCGAGAGAGCACCAUCGGCCACCGCACCCGCAUCGACGGGACGCACUACCAGGUGCCUCUGCUUCACGCCGACUCAACGGCGUCUGGCACGACCCUGCUCGGUCUCGAGGAGAUGCUCGUGCUGGGCGUCAUGCCGACGUACGCGAACACGCACUCGGAGGCGUCGUGGACGGCGCAGCAGACGACGCGCUUCCGCGAAGAUGCCCGUGCGUGGAUCAAACAGUCCGUCGGUGCCGGAGAGGGCACGUCCCUCAUCUUCUGCGGGUCCGGAACGACCGCUGCCGUCGACAAGCUGAUCGGCAUGAUCGGGCUCCGCAUUCCCGCCCAACUCGACACUCGUUAUGGCUUCGACAGCCAGAUCCCCCCUCACCACCGCCCCGUAGUCUUCGUCGGUCCGUACGAGCACCACUCCAACGACCUUCCCUGGCGCGCGACCAUUGCCGACGUUGUCCUCAUCCCCGAAGACGCGAGGGGCAACAUUGACGCGGCCGAGCUCGAGCGCCAGCUGGUUCUUUAUGCCGACCGGCCGCUCAAGAUUGGUUCCUUUUCCGCCGCCUCCAACGUGACGGGCAUCAUCAGCGACAUGCCCGCGCUCACGGCGCUGCUGAAGGCGCACGGCGCCUACUCGUGCUGGGACUGUGCAGCCGCAGCCCCACACCUCCCCGUCACGCUUGGUGACGCCGACGCUCUUUUCAUUUCCCCGCACAAGCUCCCGGGCGGCGCAGGCACGCCGGGCGUGUUGAUUGUUCGCGAUGCGUUUGUGCGCCGCGCGGACCUCGCGGGCGUGCGCCCCGCAGUCCCUGGCGGUGGGACUGUGGACUUUGUUGGCCCCGACGUCGUCGACUACACCGGCUCCCUCGAGCACAGGGAGGAGGGCGGCACGCCAGCCAUUAUCGAGAGUAUCCGAGCAGGACUCGCUUUCCGGCUCCGCGACGCUGUAGGUGCGGCGACGAUCCAGAGGCGCGAAUGGAACUUCGUCCAGCGCGCUCUCGCUGCCUGGCGUCAGGUACCUCAGAUCCAGAUUUUGGGCGACACAGGCGCGGAGCGCGUCAGUACGGUCUCCUUCACGCUCGCAUACACCCGCGGCCAGCUCGUGCACCACAACUUUGUCGUCGCGCUUCUCAACGACCUAUUCGGUAUUCAGGCCCGAUCGGGGUGCUCCUGCACCGGGCCUUAUGGGCACCUCUUGUUCUCGUACACCAAGGCGCAGAGUGAGGCGAUCCGUCACCCCAUCCUCCAAGGUUACGAGGGUAUCAAGCCGGGACUACCGCUUCAACCCCGAGGCGGGGUCGUGGGUCUGUGCGGCAGCUCCGCGCCGCCCGCUUGGCCUCGAGGACGUCUGGCUGCGGUUCGGCGGGCAGACACGGCUGCAGACCGGCGCCAAGCUGAAGGCCAAGCUGGCUUAGAGCUACAUGAAGCGCCCGCUGCAGAGCUACCUCGACAAGGCGGAGCGAGUGAUGCAGCGCGCCGCCGAGCGACGGGACAAGCCCUUCUAUCCCCAAGGCAAGGUGCCGAAUGUGACGGACGAGUUCAACGAGCAGCGCUGGUUCCCCCUCCCUGUGCGAUCGAUGGACACGACGCCCGCCGCCGUCGCCAAGGCGAGCGCAUCGGCGAAGCGCAAGUCGCUCAUCAAGCUCCCCACCCCGCCGGUCUCGAGGGAGGAGAAGCAGAGACAGCUUCAGGCCCUCCAGAACCUCCAGGGAGUGCAGAGCCUGAAGCAGAAGCAGAGCACGCUCAGCCUCAAGACGCAGCGCACGCCCGCCAUCCAGAGCAGCCACCAGAGCCACCAGGCCCUGUCGCACAGCCUGUCCAUGUCCUCUCUGGCGCUGACGGACACGCCGGACCUCGCGGGCAUGUCGGCGGUCACGCUCUCGCCACCCGAGCCGACGACGCCGGCCCUGAGUCCCACGAUCGAGCCGGACGAGGACGACCUGAUCCUCGUCACGCCGCAGGACGAGCGCCCUCCCUUUGUCCCGUUGGUUGUCAACGCGCCGAUCGAGUACAGCAAGCCCAAGCCAAAGGAGCCAGAACGUGCGCCGCUGCGCUUCGUGCCGCUCGUCGUCAACACGCCCAUCGUUUACUCGUAGUUAGCUCUGUUGGUAUGAUGCAAAGCGGUAUGCUUACUGAUCGAAACCUUGCGGCCCUUGCUACCUUGGGUCAGCUCGGGUCAGCAGGCACACAUACUCCAGAACCCGCCCGAACCCGAACACAGCUCACGGGUAGAGGUCUGGUUUAG